AUGGUAGCUUAUAUAAACUUGGGUUGCUACUACAUUUUUGGACAUCCUCUUGGAUAUCUUCUUGGUUAUACUGCUAAACUGGGUGUUACGGGACUUUGGGGUGGCAUGAUAUGUGGAACUGCUCUCCCAACUUUGCUUCUGUUGUUUGUGCUCUACAAAACCAACUGGAACAAUGAGAUGGAGCAAGUGACAAAACGCAUGAGGAAGUGGGGUGGUCAAGACAUCACAGCUGAGAAUGGAGCUCAAACUACAUGA
Molecule: messenger RNA, 255 nt
Organism: Prunus armeniaca (apricot)
Lineage: Eukaryota; Viridiplantae; Streptophyta; Magnoliopsida; Rosales; Rosaceae
Source: the annotation of a GenBank genome assembly